CGACCACACAAGCUUGGAGACAGAACAAGUGACUCUUGUGAGCCUCUUCCAUCAUGCAUCCUCCCGCGUCGCAACUGCAGAGCGAAAGGUCCUCUUACACUGCUUCGAAAUGGACCACUCCCAUCCCGCAAUGUUCUCUCCCUCGAUUCGUGUUUGGCUUCCCGCGACGCCCUCUCAGUGACCGAAAGGUCCUCAUCGAUGCCGACCACCCGGAUACUCGAUCCCUAUCCCUGGCAGAAUACCGCUUACUAUCUGCUCGAGUCGCGGUAGGCCUGCAGAAGUUGGGGGUCAACCCCAAGGAUCGCAUUCUAUGUGUGACCAGCAACGCCCUCUGCUACCCCGCCCUCCUCAUGGGAACCGUGAUGGCUGGGUGCAUCUUUGCAUCCGGACAGCCCGCCCUCAAUCAGCCCGAAUUCCAUCGUCUGAUCACCUUCGCUCAACCCUCGGUCAUCUUCGCCAGUCGAGCCACCCUUCCCGUAGCCCUCCAAGCUGCGCGCCAGGCCGAUCACCCUGAAAGCCGAAUCUUCGUGUUUGAGGACGAUUUUCUGGACGGCUGUACGCAACCUGAAGGACGAAUCCAACAUUGGCAGACUAUGGUGGCGUCUGAAUUGGAGGGCGCCCGGUUCUGGUAUCCCAAUGUCGUCUCCGCACAGGAUUACAACAGCACAAUCCUCAUGCUUUUCACUUCGGGUACGACGGGUGACCCCAAGGGAGUUGAGCUGUCGCAUCGCAAUUACGUUGCUGCGGCGUUGGGGUACACACGGCGUAUCUGCUCGCAUCCGGCUUGGAAAUACAAUCCCCGACUCGGGGGUCCGGAAGAUGUCCGCGUGCUGGGCUCUUUAGCGAUCAACCACAGCGUCGGCCAGCGAUCAUAUUGUGUCAUCUUCCCCAGAUUAGGCGUCCCCCUGUACCUGAUGCGACGCAAUGAUUUCCGAAAUAUCUGCGAGGCGGUGCAGCAGUUUCAGAUUACGGAUGCCAUCAUUCGCAGCUCCGUCCUCACGGCCAUGGCAAAAAAUGCGCCCAUCUGUCGAGAAUAUGAUCUGUCCUGCCUCCGGCGUGUCGAAGGUUGUGCUGCACCGAUGAGCCAGUUUACGAAAUUCAAGCUGGAAAGUCUGGGGAUUGGAUACGUGGCUCGUGCCUGGGGGCUCACAGAAACGGGCACUAUCACUGGUCCGGACCCGCUGCGACCUCCCAAGUCAGAGACUGUUGGCCAACUGAACGCCACAUACGAAGGCAAAGUGACCGAUUCCAGCGACCACUCUCGGAUUUUGAAGACCGGCGAGGUUGGUGACAUCUGGAUCCGCACGCCAGGAUCGAGUCGUGGAUACUGGAACAAUGCAGCCGCGACGGAACAGUUGAUCGGGCCCGGAGGUUGGGUCUCCACGGGUGAUGUAGGCUACGUCGAUGAUGAAGGCAAUUGGUAUAUCGUCGACCGCAAAAAGGAUUUGAUCAAGGUCUGUGGAAGCCACGUCUCUCCCGUCGAGAUUGAGUCAGUGCUGCUUCAGCAUCCGCACGUAAGCGAUGUUGGAGUCAUCGGUGUCGCAGUGAAUGAGGAUGAGGGUCCCAGGGCCUACAUUCAGACCUUCCCGAAGACCUCGGUAUCAGCAGAGGAGAUCCACCAGCUCAUCUCCGAGAAGCUGCCCCCGUACAAACGCCUCUCAGGUGGCAUCUCGUUUAUUGAGAAGAUUCCUCGGAACGCGUCCGGCAAGGUCCUGCGCAGUGAGCUUCGCCAGCUGGCUAUCUCAGAACUGGGAGACUAUCUGGGCAACUACCACGGCACAUCGACGUCCGGUGGAGGAGUGCACCUCUAAUCGUCGAUCAUUUUCUAAAAGCAUCUCGGUCUUUCUAGUACUUUUCGACAUCGUUAGCCUUGUUCCUUUCUCUAAUUCGGGGAGUUGACAACCGUAAGGCAAGUAAAACAACCUAAUAUACGGGACAGCUUCACUUUCUUUCUUUGGCAUGUACAUGUCGGCUUCUCGAGCUUUGCCGGGUGUGGAGAAGGGUCUACUUGAGAGACCAUUCCUACGGGGGUACUGAGCUAUUAGCAUAAUAUAUCUAUGGGAUCUCAUCUUCUGCCAUCGACCCUGUGCUCCUCUAGUCGUAACUCUCCGUAUGCGCCCAUCAUAUUCUUUUUGGAGGCAAUGUCCCGUGAUGUAGCGUCAGCGUAUUUCCAGAAAGACAGGGAGCGAAUCGAUUG
Aspergillus sclerotioniger CBS 115572 is the source of this 2197-nucleotide messenger RNA. Its product is annotated as acetyl-CoA synthetase-like protein. NCBI's taxonomy places the organism in Eukaryota, Fungi, Ascomycota, Eurotiomycetes, Eurotiales, Aspergillaceae. Gene Ontology annotation, molecular function: CoA-ligase activity. The record is from RefSeq and is a predicted model, not a curated record. The coding region runs from base 54 to 1811 and encodes 585 amino acids. Gene Ontology annotation, biological process: secondary metabolic process. The transcript is spliced from 5 exons.